Topomyia yanbarensis is the source of this 606-nucleotide messenger RNA. RefSeq lists its product as uncharacterized. The record is from RefSeq and is a predicted model, not a curated record. The coding region runs from base 1 to 606 and encodes 201 amino acids. Gene Ontology annotation, molecular function: nucleic acid binding. The transcript has a single exon. Lineage: Eukaryota; Metazoa; Arthropoda; Insecta; Diptera; Culicidae. Gene Ontology annotation, biological process: DNA integration.
AUGACUUCUCAAAUUACAGACGUAGUAAAAGAAUGUCCGAUUUGUGCCAAGUACUCCGCUUCACAGCCUAAUCCUCCAAUGUUGACACAUAGUAUUCCGGUGUAUCCAUUUCAACUUGUUUCGAUGGACUGUUUUUUCGCAGACUAUCGUGGUUGUAAAUGCAAAUGGCUCGUCACUGUGGAUCACUACUCUGACUUCUUCGAGGUGAACAAUAUCAAGGAUUUGACUCCAGAAUCUGUCAUCAUGGCUCGUCAACAGAAUUUUGCGCGGCACGGUAAACCUCAGAGAAUUCUGACUGACAAUGGUUCCAACUUUGUCAAUUCGAAGAUGGUCAAGUUCGCUUCUGAUUGGGACAUAGAACAUGUUACAUCGGCCCCUCAUCAUCAGCAGGCCAACGGAAAAGCUGAAGCUGCCGUGAAAAUCGCCAAACGACUUCUCAAGAAAGCUGAAGAAACAGGAGCAGAUUUUUGGUACGCGCUGUUGCACUGGCGCAAUAUCCCAAAUAUAAUUGGAUCCAGUCCAGCCAGUUCGUUUGUUUUCCCGUGCCAUUCGCUGUGGUGUACCAAUAUCGAAUCUUCUUCCGAAAGUAGCAAAAGAUGUUCCUGA